GCAGAGGGCAAGAUGAAAGCAUGGUCCUUUCUUGUUCUGUGGGCAUUUACAAUCCUGUACCUGGUUUCAUACACGGAUGCCUUUUCCCAUGGGGCCAGCCUUUCUGCCUGUUCUGAUAUGAGACCCAAACAUAUCCGAGCUCACCUUCAGAAUCCUCAGAAUAAUUACAUUACCAUCCACACCAACACUUCCUUUUCUCCAGGUGACAAGGUACCAGUUACAAUCAGGAGUUCACGUGAUUUUAUGGGCUUCAUGCUUCAAGCUCGCAGGGUUCUGAAUGACCAAAUAGCUGGCACAUUUAUAUACAUUCCUCCUGGAUCCAAAUUACUGACUUGUUUUGAAGAUGGUGACACUGUUACCCAUUCAGACAAAUCACUUAAGAGAAACUUGUCUUUUGUGUGGAAAGCACCAGAUCAGCCUAUUGGCAACAUCAGAUUCUUUUUGUCACUUGUUCAGUCGUACUUUGUUUAUUGGGCAAAGAUUGAAUCGUCAACUGUUUCUCAACAAAUGCAGAAUAAAACAAUUACUGAAAAUAAUGAUGUCUCCAGUACAAUUAAACCAGCUCUACUCCAGGAGCUUAUUGAUCUGAAAGGAACAUUUACUGUAGGAAAAAGAAGUUCUGUUCCUGAUUCCAUUGUAACUCCGUUUGCGAUGUUUACACCCACCCCCAGCCUGAUUCGAACUGAAGCAAUCCUGGCUUCGGAUUCAUCAACUUACCACGGAAAACAAGCCUCUGAUGUUGGCAUCACUAGAAAUUUUCUUUCUGACUCCUUUGUAGACAGGGUCACUUCGCAUGACAUAAUGCUCAGUAAUGGAACAGAUAAAAGUGGUAGUUUCUCUCUGGAAUCAUCCCUUCAGCUUCAGGAUCUGAAUGUCAAAGUGCAAAAUUAUUUUUCCAGUUCAUACAAUAGGACAGAAACUGCUUCAAGUAUUCCCAUGUCUCUCUUGUGUCUGACAUGUAAGAAAAGCAAGCAGGAGACUUUGAUGACACCGACUCCAGAUGUAACUAAGUCUUCACCUCCUAUUACAACUUCACCAUUGGUCCAGUUUUGGGACUCUCCAUUGCCAGAAGAUUUGGAUAGAGAAGAGAAUAGAGAUGUCGACCGAAGUUUAUCAGCAGUUUCAAGACAGAUAGCAAAUAAAGAACCAAUAACACAGAAAGUUCCACUAAAUUUUCUGCCCCUGGCUGAAUUUCCCACAUCUGGGCAGGAGACGUACAAUCAGGAGGAGGUUCCUAGGAACACGCUCCUAAAAGUAACAAGGAUAAAACCUCAAGCUACUGUUUCUGGAGUGGAAAAAGAAAAGUCACACAAAGAGUCACGACUUGUAGCAGCUCAACUGGGUGUUCUCCUUGGCUGCUCUGCUGUCCUUGGCAUGGUCCUAGCUGUUGGCCUCCGCUGCAUCCAUUCCCAGUAUUGUCAUAAGCGGACUGAAGUCUCUUUUAGUGAGCCAGAUAAUAAUGUCAUCGCACUCCAAGAUAGCGGAGAGAUGAUGCACUUCAGGAAGAUACGAGAAAAUAGCUUUGUCCUGGUACAGGCAGAGUACAACUGGAUCAGCCCUUCAAGCAGUGUUACAAAAGCUGUUGUGUAGAGAGCCAGUUCAUUGCGGUAUUAUUGAUAUUGUUCUUUUAGAGGUGAAAUGUGUUUAUCUUUGAGGCUAUGAUAAAUAUUACUAAGAACAUAAAAAUCUGUCUAAUUGCAUAUAUUCAUUUAAGUGAAAACAAUC
Molecule: messenger RNA, 1725 nt
Organism: Notechis scutatus (mainland tiger snake)
Lineage: Eukaryota; Metazoa; Chordata; Lepidosauria; Squamata; Elapidae
Gene: REELD1
Product: reeler domain containing 1
Cellular component (GO): membrane
Source: RefSeq, a predicted model, not a curated record